AUUUCAUCAGCAUAUCAAAACGAUUCACGAACCUCGAACGAAGUCAAAGUCGUUACUAUUACUAAUCUUACUAAUCUUAGGCUAGGCGGUAUUGUUGUUGACUGUAUCCUUACAGUCUUAAAGAAUUACACUCAAGGAACAGCCUUGUUGAAGAAUAUUAUCCAGACAGGAGCUAUUAGCAGCUAUGUAGUGCAAAGUGUUAAUGUCACUGAUUAUAACGAAUGUAAUAACCCUCAAGAUUACUCUUGUGUUGGAAAUCAGCAAUGUAUCAAUACAGUAGGCUCUUAUACUUGCAACUGCUCAACUGGAUAUCAAUUUAAUGCAUCACUUCAACUAUGUAUUGGUAGGCGUUAA
Molecule: messenger RNA, 354 nt
Organism: Trichoplax adhaerens
Lineage: Eukaryota; Metazoa; Placozoa; Uniplacotomia; Trichoplacea; Trichoplacidae
Exons: 3
Molecular function (GO): calcium ion binding
Source: RefSeq, a predicted model, not a curated record